AUCGCGACUAUUUAUUUAUAAAUGAUCACCUCACUUGGAAUUUAUUUGCACGACAUAAAUGAAGAGAGAUUUGUAGAGUUCAUUGAAAAAGAGUUGAGCUACUUUGGAAAGCAAAGAUCGUCUAAUGCAGUGCUUCUUUUUCCAAGUUUAUCAGCAAGAUAUAGAUUUCUAAUACAUAAAAUCGUCGAUAAAUUUUCUGCUUUUGAAAGUUAUUCGAUUGGUUCAGACCCAUGGCGACGACCCGUAGUUUACUUUAGAGCAAAGCAAAGUCCAGCAUCCAUGAAUAGUUCUGAAGGAACACAACAAGAUUGUCGACAAUUUCUACUCCAAAGUGGGGGGAGAGGGGAAAAAGAGGAAGGUGAAAGUGGAAGCUCUCCUUCAAAUCAAAGGCCAACUCAAGCACUUUAUACCCCUGGUGCUUUUAGGAAACAAAGAAAAAAUGUAAAAGAUAGCAGUUCGAAGUCAGCUUUUGGUGAUGGGAUUUCUAGAGCAGACAAAACAACAGAACAUAUUGGUGAUGAUGUCCUAGGCAAGAAAACAAAACAUGCGGGUAUAGACCAGAAAACAGAACAUGCUGUUGAUGAUGAUAUUAAAUCAUUUGAAAUAAUUGAGGAAAAAAAUAAAACAUUAGGUCCAGUUAAGAAUGACAAAAUCAAAUUAGAUAAAGAUACAUUAGCAAACAUCUCAAAAGUUGAAGGAGAUGUCCUGGAGGCAAGCGAUGAAAGACUCAGAACUAAUGCAAGCAACGAAAUUGAGGAAGAAAGAAAGAUUGAGGAAGAAAGAAAUAUUGAGGCUACCAUAGACAACAAGACUGAUAAUGAAAGUAAAGAUGAACAAAAAAAUGGUUUUGAUGUUCAUAAAAACAAUGUUAAUGUUGAUAAAAAUUUUGAUGAAAUGAAAUGCUCCAUUGAUAAAGAUGAAAGUUUAGAAACAUGUGAUAAGGCAUCUCAAUUGGACGUAUCUGAAAAUGAGUUGAUUCCACAGAAAAAUGAAAACAUUCAUGAUGAUGAUGAUGACUAUAAAUUACUGGUCAAUGAAUGUCGCUCGACGGCUAAAACAAAACGUCAACAAAAGAAAGAAGGCAAAUUGAAGAAAAAACAAGGAAAAUUGAAGAAGAAACAGUCAAAAUUGAAGAAAGAAGAGAAAUAUGCAACAAUCAGUAACGAUGUUUCAAAUGUAGACGAUGAAGCAUUAAACGAAAGGAAAAAUGAAUUACCUUCGUAUGAUAGGACGAAAGAAAGUCUGGAUAACACUAGGGAUGAUGACGUUAAUGACAAGGACGGAUCAGAUGAGGAAGACUGGGACAGAGUAUGGAAUGAAGAUGGAGAAUGUUUAGAUAAAGAAAUGCUUGCGGAGCUCAACAAACAAAUUGACACAACUGAUGUCGAGAUAAUCCCCACGCAGUUUGAUUACCUGUCGUUUAAACCGAAUGACGUCAUUCUUGAAGAAGACGUCUUUGAUCACGUGUUGGAAAUCUACGACUUUUCUCCAGAAUUGGAGACGCACCAUCUCAUGAAUGCUUUGUCAAAUUUACAGAAGCAAGAGGUUUCCAUAAAAUGGGUGGACGAUACACAUGCGUUGGCGGUGUUUUCAAGUUCCGCGACAGCAUUGCAAGCGUUGAAUCAAUUUGUAAAUCCUUUGCUGAAACUUCGUCCCUUACACCAUGGAACUGAACAAUCAAAACGCAAAGCUAGGAGAAACACAGAGUUUCUUCGUCCUUAUAAAGAAAGACCAAAGACGACGAAUUUGGUCGCGAACCGUUUGGUAACGGGGGCACUUGGCAUGAAGACAAAAAUGACAAAAGAAGAAAGACAUCUUGAAAGAGAGAAAAUAAAAUUCGAACGAGAUAAAAAGAUAAACAAGGAAAAACAGAGAAGGGAUUUAUGGGAAAGAGACGAUAUUUAAAUUACAUUUUUUACAUGUUAAUAUGCGUAUUUUUAUCUAUUUUUAAUUACAAAAUGUAAAUGAAAACUUCAUGCUAGAAAAGGAUUUGUUGAUAGCUAAA
Molecule: messenger RNA, 2005 nt
Organism: Xenia sp. Carnegie-2017
Lineage: Eukaryota; Metazoa; Cnidaria; Anthozoa; Malacalcyonacea; Xeniidae
Product: R3H and coiled-coil domain-containing protein 1-like
Exons: 8
Coding region: 22-1905 (627 amino acids)
Molecular function (GO): nucleic acid binding
Source: RefSeq, a predicted model, not a curated record